Messenger RNA from Oncorhynchus kisutch (coho salmon), 1987 nucleotides. Its product is annotated as sodium/potassium-transporting ATPase subunit beta-233. Gene Ontology annotation, molecular function: ATPase activator activity. Gene Ontology annotation, biological process: potassium ion import across plasma membrane; intracellular sodium ion homeostasis; intracellular potassium ion homeostasis. NCBI's taxonomy places the organism in Eukaryota, Metazoa, Chordata, Actinopteri, Salmoniformes, Salmonidae. The record is from RefSeq and is a predicted model, not a curated record. Gene Ontology annotation, cellular component: sodium:potassium-exchanging ATPase complex. The coding region runs from base 160 to 1074 and encodes 304 amino acids. The transcript is spliced from 6 exons.
GAGUCGGUUACCGUAAGAGAUAAAUUGUGUGCGGUACAAUAGGGAGAGCCGGGUACGACGCUGUCCUUUACUAUUCUGUACAGGGGACAGUUUGGGAAAUCUGGUUCCUAAGCCCAUUAGAGCACCUUAAUUGAAAAGUGAAAUUAAAAAGCAAAAAAUAUGUCGGCAAAUAAAGAUGGAGACGGUGGAUGGAAGAGCUUUUUGUGGAAUUCGGAAAGGAAGGAAUUUCUAGGACGCACGGGUGGCAGUUGGUUUAAAAUCUUGUUGUUCUACCUGAUCUUCUAUGGAUGCUUGGCUGGGAUUUUCAUUGGUACCAUCCAGGCCCUGCUGCUAACCCUUAGUAACUACAAACCCACCUACCAGGACAGAGUCGCCCCACCAGGUCUAUCCCACACCCCACGCUCUGAGAAGUUUGAGAUCUCUUACAACGUCAACGAUGUGGAGACGUAUCUGAAAUACACCAAGAGCAUCAAGGACUUCCUGGAGAUGUACGAUGAGGAGAGGCAGACCGACCAGAACAAGUACGAAGACUGUGGAGCAUUACCUGAAUCGUACAGGGACCGUGGUGAGCUGGAGAGUGACCUUGGAGCGAGGAAGGCCUGCAGGUUCAAGCGGACCUGGCUGGGACCCUGUGCUGGUCUGGAUGGUCACGACGAAAACUUUGGCUUCAAGGAUGGGAAACCCUGUCUGAUCGCCAAGCUCAACAGGAUCAUCAACUUCCGACCAAGGCCUCCAACCAACAGUGCUUCCGUCCCUGAAGCCGGCCAGAGCAGAGUCCAGACCAACGUUAUCCCCAUCCACUGUCAGAACAAGAGAGAGGAGGAUGCUAGCAAGAUUGGUGAGAUCAAGUACUAUGGAAUGGGCAUGGGGUUCCCCCUCCAGUACUACCCCUACUAUGGCAAGCUGCUGCACCCCAAUUACCUACAGCCUCUGGUGGCCAUCCAGUUUACCAACCUCACCUUCAACGAGGAGCUGCGUCUUGAGUGCAAAGUGUAUGGAGCGAACAUUGACUACAGCGAGAAAGAUCGCUACCAAGGACGCUUUGACGUUAAGUUCACCAUCACCGAUUCAUGACCUCAGCUAUGAAAAUAAGCACUUUUUCUCUGCCCCUAUUUCAAAACAAGUUGAUUUAAGUUGAUUUAAAUAAAGAAAAAUAAUUCAAUUAAAUCAUGACUUGUCUUGGAACAAACUUUCAUAAUGUACGGGACCUACAGUUAAUCUGUGUGCUUUACACCUGUCUUUUCAUAAUGUACGGGACCUACAGUUAAUCUGUGUGCUUUACACCUGUCUUUUCAUAAUAUACGGGACCUACAGUUAAUCUGUGUGCUUUACACCUGUCUUUUCAUAAUAUACGGGACCUACAGUUAAUCUGUGUGCUUUACACCUGUCUUUUCAUAAUGUCUAGGGUUAGGAUGUACAUUACACCUGUCUUUUCAUAAUGUCUAGGGUUAGGAUGUACAUUACACCUGUCUUUUCAUAAUGUCUAGGGUUAGAAUGUACAUUACACCUGUCUUUUCAUAAUGUCUAGGGUUAGAAUGUACAUUACACCUGUCUUUUCAUAAUGUCUAGGGUUAGAAUGUACAUUACACCUGUCUUUUCAUAAUGUCUAGGGUUAGAAUGUACAUCACACCUGUCUUUUCUGCAUAAUGUCUAGGGUUAGAAUGUACUUUACAGGAAGAGUAACAAUAGCAACAUAUUUAUUCUACUGUAAAUGAGAAGUCCUUGAGCCAUGGGACAUUCAUAUUUUACUGUAAAUAGCAAUUCUACUACUGUUAUGUAGCGAGCAGUGUUUCUGUCUGUCCCCCUAAGUAUUCUGCCUAAUGUCCUUCCUAUAUAUGGUUGGAGUCUCCAGUACAGUAGUGGCAUACAGUGGUCCUUUCCAAGCCAUGUUGUAAUUUCUCUAGUCUAUUGUCAGUAGGCUUUAGUGGUCCAAGGUGUGUGUGUGUCUUUAAGUGUUUGUGUUUAUGUGUUAAAUGUGUUCGUUUUU